UUUAGAACGCUAAUUGCUGAUAUUAUGGAGCAAAGAAGAAGGGAGGAGACACGUAGAAAUGAUUUUCUCCAGUUGAUGGCCGAUCUGGAACGGACAGAGGGUGAAAAAUUUGACAUGGAAAUGAUCACGUCUCACGCGGUGUCGUUUUUCAUCGAUGGCUACGAGACUUCCAGCACUUCUUUAAGCUUCGUCGGCUUCAAUUUGGCCUCUCAUCCAGAAGUGCAGGAGAAAUUACGCGAAGAGGUGGUGUCUGUGCUUAACAAAUACGAUGGUGUGAUCACUUACGACGCCUUGAAAGAAAUGACGUACAUGGAUCAGGUAUUUAACGAAUCACAGAGACUCCUGCCCGCUGUAGGAUUUUUGGACAAGUUUUGCACGGAGGAAACCGAUUUGAGAGGAUCCGACGGACUCGUUUGUCACGUGCCACGUGGAAUGCACAUUUUGAUACCCAUCAUGGGCUUGCAGAGAGACUCACGAUAUUGGGAGGAUCCUGAGGUGUUCGAUCCCGAAAGAUUUAGCAACGAGAGAAAACAUAGCAUCGAGAAAUAUGCUUAUCUUCCCUUCGGCGAGGGACCGCGAAUGUGCGUGGGACAGAGAAUGGCUCAGUUACAGAUAAAAGCAUGUUUGGCUGCGCUCCUGAGGAAGUACAGACUAGAGCUUUCUCCGAAGACGCGAGUACCAUUGAAGUUGACGGGUUCGACCUUCAUCAACGCUGCUGAAGGCGGCCUUUGGGCCAUCAUUCGACCGAUUUAACUACGAGAUAUUAAAAAAGAAUAUUUUUGUUACGGAUUUUUUUCUUGGUUUUGAUUUUUUUUUUUUUACAAUUAUAUGGACUUUUGUAGUGUUAGUUUCUGUAAAAUUAAUAUUUUUAAUAAUAUUUUUCCAUUGAUUUUCAAUGAUAUUUUAAUGAUGAGUUGAAUUUAAAAUAUAACAAAUAUUAAUAAACGUUGAGAAAAUAUUUUAUUUAUUCGGAGAAUUAUAACCAUUAUGGUCUUUUAUUUUUUAACUGUAUAAAUUAGACCUAAUUUUUGUUGUUAUUUUGUUUCACGUUGUACUGUGACAGAAAAUUGUAAUUAAUGUGUUUUAAAUUAUUUUUUGUGUUUAGAUUAGAUGUUAUUGCAAUAAAAUGAUAAUGUUUUAAGGGCAGACACUGUCUUGUUGAUGUAACACUUAUUGCGCAUGAUUCCGCGAUGCAAAUUAUUAAUCAUGCAUAACUCGUCAAGGUUGCGAUAUUAUUAAAAGGGACGCAGAAAGAUA
This is a messenger RNA of Temnothorax curvispinosus, 1257 nucleotides long. Its product is annotated as cytochrome P450 3A19-like. The annotation marks the transcript as partial. The transcript has a single exon. Lineage: Eukaryota; Metazoa; Arthropoda; Insecta; Hymenoptera; Formicidae. The record is from RefSeq and is a predicted model, not a curated record. Gene Ontology annotation, molecular function: iron ion binding; heme binding; oxidoreductase activity, acting on paired donors, with incorporation or reduction of molecular oxygen.